Solea senegalensis (Senegalese sole) is the source of this 782-nucleotide messenger RNA. Its product is annotated as myosin light polypeptide 6. The record is from RefSeq and is a predicted model, not a curated record. The transcript is spliced from 7 exons. Bases 60 to 515 code for a protein of 151 amino acids. Gene Ontology annotation, molecular function: structural constituent of muscle; calcium ion binding. Lineage: Eukaryota; Metazoa; Chordata; Actinopteri; Pleuronectiformes; Soleidae. Gene Ontology annotation, cellular component: myosin II complex.
CGUCUCAUUCCUCCUUCUGCCGACGCCUGGGACACACCUCAGCAGCCAACUGCAGGAACAUGUCUGACUUCUCGGAAGAUCAAAUCCUUGAGUUUAAGGAGGCAUUCCUGCUGUUUGACAAGACAGGAGAUGCGAAGAUCAGUUUUGGCCAGUGUGGUGAUGUUAUGCGGGCCUUGGGACAGAACCCUGUUAAUGCUGAGGUGCUCAAGGUCCUGGGCAACCCCAAGGCUGAGGAGAUGAACAUCAAGAUGCUAGACUUUGAACAGUUCCUGCCCAUGUUACAGGCCAUUGCUAAGAAUAAAGAUCAAGGCUCCAUGGAGGAUUUUGUUGAGGGACUACGUGUCUUUGACAAGGAGGGCAACGGCACAGUAAUGGGAGCAGAGCUCCGCCACGUCCUCACCACACUAGGUGAGAAAAUGACAGAGGAGGAAGUGGAGACACUGUUAGCGGGACAUGAAGAUGCAAAUGGCUGCAUCAAUUAUGAAGCCUUUGUUCGCCACAUCAUGUCAGGCUGAGGGCCGGUACGGGCAUUGGAACUGGUCAGGAUGGUGAUGAACGGGUGAAGAUGAUCAGCAUCCUUCUUUUUUUAAAAACCUGUCACAUGUACCCUCUUUUUGCAGUUGGCUUCCACAGUGCUGGCCCCACCUUCUUUCCAUUGAUUCGUUUUCCACAUUUAAUUUAAGAAGUGCCUUUUGCAUUCCUUACUAAAGACCACAAGUAAUUCGGCUAUUUCUCUCAAUUAUGUUGUUUGCAUUUAAAUAAAUGAUAUUCCUGAAAACAAA